AUGGACUUCACCUGGUUUGUAACCUCUCUCCUGGCCAUGCUGGUCUCGUGCCUUCUCCUCUACUCAGCAUGGAAUAAAGUGUAUCGAAAACGGAACCUACCCCCAGGUCCCACUCCACUUCCUCUGGUGGGAAAUAUUUUUCACGUGGAAAGAGGAGAAAUGGUGAAAUCGUUAUUAGAGUUUGGUGAAAAGUAUGGGCCUGUUUAUACCCUAUAUUUUGGUUCUAACCCGGUGAUCAUUCUAUGUGGGUACCAGGCAGUGAAAGAAGCCCUUUUUGAUCAAGGGGAAGAUUUUGGAGGACGAGGGAAGCUUCCCACGAUUGAUCAAUAUAUGCAGGGAUAUGGAGUUGGUUUCAGCAAUGGCGAAAUAUGGAGACAGCUACGUCGCUUUUCCUUGACAACCUUGAGAAAUUUCGGCAUGGGAAAAAAAAGCAUUGAGGAGCGGAUUCAAGAAGAAGUUCAGUUUUUGGUGUCUGAACUGAGGUCAUAUAAAGAGAAAUCUAUUGAUCCAACCAACAUCCUAGUCCAAUCCGUCUCCAAUGUUAUCUGCUCCAUAGUCUUUGGAAAUCGGUUUGAAUAUGAAAACCAGAGCUUCCAAACACUCCUGGGCCUGUUUGCAGCUACAUUUAAAGAAAUGAGUAGCAGCUGGGGACAGCUUCUAAACAUGUUUCCAACAAUUAUGAACAAUGUUCCCGGCCCUCAUAAGAAGAUAAAUAAACAUCUGGAUCUUUUGAGUGACUUUAUCAAGGAACGAGUGAAGAAGAAUCAAGAGACCCUGGAUCCAGAUUCGCCCAGAGACUAUAUUGACUGUUUCCUCAUCAAGAUGCAGCAGGAGAAGCAAAAUCCAACAUCUGUUUUCCACACAAAGAACCUGUUGAUGACAGUUCUGACCCUCUUCUUUGCUGGUACGGAAACUAUAAGUACCACUCUACGGCACGGGAUGCUAAUCCUCCUCCACUAUCCAGAAAUACAAGAGAAGCUUCAUGAAGAAAUCAGAAGAGUGAUUGGAGAUAACCGCAGCCCAACCAAUGAGCAUCGGAGCCAGAUGCCAUAUACAGAUGCGGUCAUCCACGAGAUCCAGAGAUUCUCUGAUGUUAUACCCAUGAAUGUUCCUCAUUUAGUCACAAAAGACACCACAUUCAGGGGCUACACUAUCCCUAAGGGCACAGAUGUCUAUCCUCUUUUGUGUUCUGUUCACCGAGAUCCAAAACAAUUUGCGACUCCCUUCAAAUUUAAUCCAAACCACUUCCUGGAUGACAGUGGUCAUUUUAAGAAGAAUGAGGCCUUCAUGCCUUUUUCUAUAGGGAAGCGGAUCUGUCUGGGGGAGGGGUUAGCUCGGACCGAGCUCUUCCUGUUCCUGACCACCAUUGUGCAGAACUUCAAACUGUCCUCAAAAACACAAUUCACAGAGUCGGACCUCGCUCCUAAAAUGAAAGGCUUUGCCAGCUACCUCAUUCCGUAUGAGCUCUCAUUUAUCCCUCGUUAGAUCUGGGGGCAACUGCGAUCUCAAGGCAGAUGGUUCCCAAUGGCUUUGCCACCCUGAGCUUUAAAUUUGUUCACAACACUGGGCAAUGUUAAGGUUAAACCGUAGGACAACCGUGAAGGCCUAAACAACUUGUGUAAUAUCCCAGUUAUUUAGUAAGGGUGCCGCUGUGUUUUUAUCAGGCGUAACUGAUUAUUUAAAUUGUAAGGUAAAGCUUGGAUUCUGUAACUAUUGGGUUUUGCUGACCAUUCAGGUAUUCCUGGGAAGCAAUGGCUAUUUUAUAAUCCUUUUGAUAAACUGUGCUCACUGUUUAAAGUGACGAAUCCAGAACAUGCAAUUCAUGGAAUUUAAAUUAUGGAAAAAUCACCUAAACCUUUGGUUAAACCAAUUCACUGGAGGGGGUUAUAAUGGAAUAUCAGGGACUGUUCAAUAUACAUUUAUCAAGUUGUUUUAUCUUUCAUCAAUAUAUCUCCUUAACCGCUUCAAUACCAAACACUUUUUCUUUCAUUUUUAAAAUAUUAGAAUUACCUUUGUUUGAAAUAGGGGGAUGUAUAACUAGCA
Molecule: messenger RNA, 2043 nt
Organism: Pelobates fuscus (common spadefoot toad)
Lineage: Eukaryota; Metazoa; Chordata; Amphibia; Anura; Pelobatidae
Product: cytochrome P450 2G1-like
Exons: 9
Coding region: 1-1485 (494 amino acids)
Biological process (GO): epoxygenase P450 pathway; xenobiotic metabolic process
Cellular component (GO): intracellular membrane-bounded organelle; cytoplasm
Molecular function (GO): oxidoreductase activity, acting on paired donors, with incorporation or reduction of molecular oxygen, reduced flavin or flavoprotein as one donor, and incorporation of one atom of oxygen; arachidonate epoxygenase activity; iron ion binding
Source: RefSeq, a predicted model, not a curated record